Molecule: messenger RNA, 1931 nt
Organism: Dissoconium aciculare CBS 342.82
Lineage: Eukaryota; Fungi; Ascomycota; Dothideomycetes; Mycosphaerellales; Dissoconiaceae
Product: FMN-linked oxidoreductase
Exons: 5
Coding region: 50-1690 (546 amino acids)
Molecular function (GO): oxidoreductase activity
Source: RefSeq, a predicted model, not a curated record
CUUUCGACUUGCUCAAUCUUUCACUCAUACUGCUGCAGUUUCACUGCUAAUGGCUUCCUUGCGUGCAUUGCUGGCCUUGGGCCUGGCAUCAUGGGGAUAUGCUGCAACUAUCGACUUUGAGGGCCUUCCGGACACUGGUCUUGAUACAUCAGGUUGGACUACGGGCAGGGCGCCACCGAUGUCAAGCCUGGUGGAUCUCAAUGACAUGCAAUUCGCGGCCAAGAACACUUUGUCGCCGGCCAGCUAUGCCUACUACCGCACAGCCGCUCUCGACGAAAUCACAUAUCAGGCCAACAUGCUGAACUGGAGCAAAAUCCGUCUCAACACUUUCAACCUAGCCGAUGUCUCCAACGCCAAUCUCAAGACCUCAAUCUUAGGCUAUCAGUUCAAUGCGCCAUUCUUCAUCGCUCCAGCUGCUCAAGCUGGUCUGGCCAAUGGAGGCGCAGAAUCCAACUUAGCAAAAGCUGCUGCUGCUGCAGGCAUCCUCUACGUGCCGUCCAUUUCCUCAUCACAAUCCAUGGAGACCAUUGCAUCUGCUCGGUCCAGUGGUCAAAUCUUGUUCCACCAGGAGUACGCGUGGAGCGACAAGAACAGACUGCAGAGUGAGCUUGAUCGAAUGAAGGCGGCGGGCUACAAGGCAGUGUUCCUGACCGUCGACAACACGGGAAUCAAUGGCAUCCGGAGUCGACAAAUUCGAUUCUACGGACGAGGCGGCGAUUCUGGACACAGCGAUACUUUCACAGUUGAAUCGCUUCAGGCCGUGCAGAAGAUGACCACCUUGCCAAUCAUUCCAAAGGGUGUCACCGAUGUCCACCUCAUCAAACAGCUAGCUGACCUAGGAUUCCCCGCUGUCUACAUUUCCAACCACGGCGGACGAAUGGUAGACCUCACACCCACCGCUGUCGAGGUCCUCCUCGAUGUUCACCGCCUCUAUCCCGAGGUUUUCGACAAGAUGGAGAUCUACGUUGACGGCGGUGUUCGACGUGCGACUCACGUGUUGAUCCUGCUUGCCCUGGGCGCUCGGGCCGUUGGGAUGGGACGACCAGCAAUGUUUGCCAACAUCUACGGUCAGGCAGGCGUGCAACAGAUUCUCAGUCAGAUCAGAGAGGAAUUGAUUUCGACCAUGCGUCUGGUCGGACAAGCCAACAUCGACGGGAUCCGUGGCAACACUUCUUUCGUCAACACGCGUCAGGUGGAAUACGAAUACUUCGGACAGCCGCUCACAGUCGACACCCACACCAACCCGUUCUACUUCAAGUCUCCUCCAUCCCAGGUUACUCCUCCCGACUCUUCUGCGAGUGGCGGUUCCUCGCUGACCACCGGAACCAGUAAUCCGACAUCCAUCGCAACCACCUCGGCUGGCCCGACCACAGCAACAACAUUGAACCCAACCACCACCUAUACCUCUGUCACGCCUACAGCGACUAGCGCAACUCUCUCCUGCCCUAAUAGCAACAACACCGCAUACAUCGGGCCUAAAGGCAACAAAUUUUUAAUCGAAUGCGGCAUCGAUCACCGCGGCGGCGACAUGAAAUCCGCCAGCGUCUCCUCCUUCCAAGCCUGCGUCGACCUCUGCGAUGCCACCGCCGGCUGCGUCGACGUCAGCCUCUCCGGCGCGGCGUGCUACUUGAAGUCAACCCUGGGCGCCGCCAUUGCCAACAGCGGCAUCUUGGGCGCCAAGCGCAUCUGAUCCGUCACUCCUAUUUUUCUCCUUUCUCCGUUAACUCUGUUAUCACUCCCACCAAACCUCCCUUUGGCAUAAUUUUAGCAUGAUAUGAUUUAUGACCCCUCCGAAAACUUUACUAGACGAUGGACAGCAGAGGGUGGGGUUUUCCCAAAGGUGUUUGGCUGGUAUCCCCCAUCUUUUUCGUAAUACCUUAAGCCUGAUAGAAGGACAAUUUAAAGCUUUCGCUCAUUUUUGCAUACGAGAC